CUUCAUGCUUCCACUGGAUGGAAGAGCAGCAGGGUAGCUCUUUGGAAUCUGCAUUCCUGAUGCUUUGUCGGCUGUAAGAAUGCCUCCACAAUCAGGAGCUAGUGUUGGAAAGCCACAACCUGGCCCAGGUAUUAGACAGCUGUUCACCUGGGAGGAGAUAGGACUCCACUCAGGCAAAGGGAACUCUAAGGAAGACAAGUGGCUUGUGAUCAGCAAGAAGGUCUAUGAUAUCAGUCACUUCCAUCGGUUGCAUCCUGGGGGCUCACGUGUCAUCAGGCACUAUGCAGGACAAGACGCCACGGAUGCCUUCAGUGCUUUCCACAAGGAGGAGGACUUAGUAAGGAAAUACUUGCAUUCCUUACUAAUUGGAGAACUGGCACCUGAUCAACCCAGCUGUGAGCCCACCAAAAAUGAAAUGCUGACAAAUGAUUUUCAUGAAUUGCUUGCAACAGUCAAGAAGAUGGGACUCCUAAAGUCCAGCUACCCAUUCUUCCUCUUCAUGUUUCUGCAUGCUUUCAUGCUAGAUAUAGCAGCCUGGCUCACCAUCUGGUACUUUGGAAAAUCUUGGGUGCCCUUUCUGGCAGCUGUAGGACUAUUCACGAUUGCACAGAUUCAGUAUGGGUUUCUUCAGCAUGAUUUGGGGCACAUUUCGAUCUUUGAGAAGCCCAAGUGGAAUAGGCUGGCUCAUUUCUUUGUAAUGGGAGUGCUUAAGGGUGGACCAGCGAGCCAGUGGAACCAUAUGCAUAACCAACACCACGCCAAACCCAACUGCUUUCGCAAGGACCCAGAUCUCAACAUGCAUCCCUUACUGUUUAGCCUGGGGAAGAAACUCUCUGUGGAGCUUGGAAAAAAGAAAAAGAAAUACAUGCCGUAUCAGCACCAGCACAAAUAUUUUGGCUUGCUGGCCCCACUGACCUUCACAAUUUAUGUCCAGGUGCUUAUAUUCCGUUACACAAUCCAAAGGAAAAAGUGGCUAGAGCUUGCUUUCAUUCUGAUCUUCAAUAUUCGUGUCUAUCUCAUGUAUGUUCCUUUAAUGGGAUUUAAGAGUUUAAUGGGAUUCUACUCGUUAGCAAGGUUCCUAGAAAGUAAUUGGUUUCUCUGGGUCUCACAGAUGAAUCACAUCCCAAUGAACAUUGAUUAUGAUCAGAAUUUAGACUGGGUCUCUACCCAGCUCACAGCAACAUGUAAUGUGGAUCAAUCCUGGUUCAAUGACUGGUAUACUGGGCAUCUGAACUUCCAGAUUGAGCAUCACCUUUUCCCAACCAUGCCUCGACACAACUAUUGGAAAGUGGCUCCUCUGGUGAAGUCCCUCUGUGCCAAGCAUGGCAUUAAGUACCAGUGCAAGUCUUUGUUCACAGCCUUUGUGGACAUAUUGCGUUCUUUGAAGGAUUCUGGAGAGUACUGGCAGGAUGCCUAUCUCCAUGGAUAAAGAGAAGCAAGACCCUGGCACUCUCAUCAUGCUAUCCUCACACCCCAUGAGUCAAAUGGAAAACAAACAGAAAGCAUUCCUGUGUUGCUAGGAAUAGCUCAAAUCUAAUAAUGAACUCCCCGUGACAUAAUAUAUUUCAUCUUCUCUUGCAUCACCAUGUCAUUGUGUUAAACUUUGAGUGGCUGGGUUAAAAAGACAAAAAAAUAUUUUCAAUGGUAGAAAUAGCAGCUUCACAUUCAAUCUCCUCUGAGGAAGCAAACAAGUUUCAUUUCUAUUUCUAGGUUGUACUAAAAGGGAAGUUGAAUAUCAUCAAUGGCUAGGUUGGUGGGCACAAGUGACAGGGCUUUAGCCAUAGAAAUAUGUGAAACAUGGUGCUCCCUUUCAAGGGAAGUCAGGGUAGCUCCAGACCUUCUGGGUCACCAGGGGUCAACUAAGUCCUAUUUUCUUUCAUCCUUAAAUCCAGAGGUGGCUGUUUUGAUAUUUUUAUCUGUGAUUGUCAGUUUUAAAACAUUUGGUCUAUUUUAAUAUUAUUAUCUGUGGUUGAUAAAUGAUAUGGAUAUAAUAAUAUAAAUGAAAGCUAGAUAGACACUAGGGGGAGGGAGGGAAGAAGAGGAUACUUAUAGUUAUAGAUAUAGAAAGUAACUUCUAUAGUAAUAAGUAAAUGUGCUUUCAGUAUAUUGUUCUAUCUAUAACAGCCCUUUCCAAAAGUGUAAAUGCCAACUUCCCUUUCUUGGCAGUUAGAUAAAGUUGUGUGCAGUGUUUCUAGUACUCCAGGCAAUUGUGCCUCCUUCAUACCAAUCUAGAUCAUUCCAAGAAAAGAUGUCAAGGCUACUGCUGCAGGACUUCAAGGAUGAGGCUACUGAUUAAUAUUGUGGUUUGGAUUUCCUAAGAGCAUAUUCAGAUGGAUUGAAAAACCAGAAAGUCCCAGAUUUAGUUCCUUUUAUUUCCAAUUUCAAGCUCCACGUGCAUUUUGUUUAUCUCAGAAUCUUUUCCGUCAGCUCCUGGUACAAUCCAAGACUAUUUAUACCAGCUCCCCAGAUGGUGGAUUGUUGUAACUUCUAUAUUGAUUGAUUUACUUGCCCUGCUCAACUCAGUACAUAUUAAGUAUCAGUGCAAGCCUCUAUGCACGGCCUUUGCAAAUAUUGUGAUGUCAGUAUCUUUCAAUUCUCAAGUUCUAACAGGAGGAGUGUCAGUCCAAAAGGAUGUGUGUGGAAUGUGGGAAUUUCUAGCAUGGAAGGCAUAUAGAAUAAAUUAUCAUUGCAAAAUAUUACUUCUUCCGAUAAUUACAGGGUCUAAUUUGCUAUUUGCAGCUGAGGGAAUCUGGGGAGCACUGACAGAAGGCUUAUCUCCAUGGAUAAGAAGAGUCAAAGUCGUAGGAAGGAAUGGCUUCACACUGCCCUCCAUAGGCCAAGUUGUUAGGUUCAAUUCGCAAUAUGAAUUUAAACUUGACAAAUGAGCUGGGAAAUUUUUUUUUCCUUCUCUUUUAAUCAAUACUCCCAGAAUCUUCAAGCCUGCAUAGUUAUAUUAAAACUGUACAGUUGAAAAUUCUGCAUGCUCAAAGGAAACAAAUUCUCCAAGGCCAACACUCUAAAUGUCACAAAUGUACUAAAAGGCCAAUCUAAUAUCAUUGUGAAAUGGGAGCCUGGUUCUCUUAAUCCGAAUCAGCAGCCAGGGGGAAACAUGUAGUUUGUGAUAUACCUGCAAAUGUAAACUUCACAAGUGUGGAAGCAAAGAUAGUGAUGUUAUUUUAUGAUUUGAAAAAGUACAUCCUGGGGGCUUUCACAUAGCUCUAUUGAGGAAGACCAUUGUAUAUCAAGGAGAUAGGACUGUUGUGCCACAAUUGUUCAUUCCUAUGUCUCCUCAAGGCUCUUAAGUUAUGUCUUCUUUAAGGACUGUUUUGUUGAAUUUUUUGGUCAGAACUAACUAGGAAGGUAUAUCAUUCUCUUCUUUAACAUUUCGCCUAUUGUACAAAUAAAAUAGUUUACAUUUCCA
Molecule: messenger RNA, 3421 nt
Organism: Anolis carolinensis (green anole)
Lineage: Eukaryota; Metazoa; Chordata; Lepidosauria; Squamata; Anolidae
Product: acyl-CoA (8-3)-desaturase
Exons: 12
Coding region: 80-1429 (449 amino acids)
Biological process (GO): lipid metabolic process
Cellular component (GO): membrane
Molecular function (GO): oxidoreductase activity, acting on paired donors, with oxidation of a pair of donors resulting in the reduction of molecular oxygen to two molecules of water
Source: RefSeq, a predicted model, not a curated record